AUGUCUCCCGUGCCGAGCCCAAAUCAAUCACACCUUCUAGGCCAUGGAUCAAGGAAAGAGAAGCGCAUGAGGAAGGUGGAUACCUUUGCGCCGCACAACGACGGCCACCAAUGGAGGAAGUACGGCGAGAAGAAGAUCAACAACUGCAACUUUCCCAGGUACUACUACAGAUGCACCUACAAAGACAACAUGAACUGCCCGGCCACCAAGCAGAUUCAGCAGAAAGAUCACAGCGACCCCCCAUUGUACCAAGUCACAUACUACAACGAGCACUCAUGCAACAGCGCCUUCCUUGCCCUCACUCCCACAGAGUUCCAGCUGCAGACCGCAUCUGGAAAGGCAGUCUCCAUCUGCUUUGAUUCAUCCGGGGCUCAGGAGCCGGGAGCCAAUGCGAGCUCGCCUUCUUCGAGUGCGGCGCCACGCGCCACGCCUUCGGAGAGCAAGAACAAGCCCCUUGCGCUGCGUUCAGAGGCGCUUUCUUCCUGGGCCCCCGGCGUUGUGGAGCAAAAGACGGCCUGUGCUGAUCUCCAGUCCUGCAGCACCGAGUGCCAAGAUGCAUACAUUUCAGAAGACAUAGAUGCAGGGAGAUUCGGUUCUAUCAGAUUCUUCCAUUUUUUGUAA
This is a messenger RNA of Triticum turgidum subsp. durum (durum wheat), 621 nucleotides long. The record is from the annotation of a GenBank genome assembly. NCBI's taxonomy places the organism in Eukaryota, Viridiplantae, Streptophyta, Magnoliopsida, Poales, Poaceae.